Phoenix dactylifera (date palm) is the source of this 1672-nucleotide messenger RNA. NCBI's taxonomy places the organism in Eukaryota, Viridiplantae, Streptophyta, Magnoliopsida, Arecales, Arecaceae. The record is from RefSeq and is a predicted model, not a curated record.
UCCCAGGCUCUCGCCUCUUGCCUUUUGGAGCAGCUCGACCCUUCCAAGCACUCCCUCGGCUAUCUUUAUCUCCUGGAGGCUUACUCAUCUGGACCAAUUUUGAGGGAGCAAGCUAGUGGUUAUCUUUUGACUGUUGUUGAAUUUAUCAAUUCCUGCUCAGCAGAACAGAUACGUUUGACACCUGAUAAAUUUGUUUCUGUUUGUAAGAGUUUCAAGGAUCAAGUUAUGCAGCUUCAAGUGGCAAUACAGGGAGUGGCUCCCUUGCGGACAGCUAUUCGUAAACUUCAAACUUCCUCUGAACAUUUGACUACCCUACAUCCAGACUUUCUUCUCCUCUGUCUGCUAUCAAAGUGCUACAAAGCUGCCCUGAGCAUUUUGGAUGAUGAUAUCUUUGAGGUGGAUCAGCCAAGGGACCUCUUCCUCUAUUGCUAUUAUGGGGGAAUGAUAAAUAUAGGACUAAAGCGUUUCCAUAAAGCCCUGGAGUGUCUUCACAAUGUUGUUACCGCCCCAAUGACAGCUUUAAAUGCAAUUGCUGUUGAAGCAUUCAAAAAAUAUAUCCUAGUUUCACUUAUUCACAAUGGGCAGGUUCCUUCAUUCCCAAAGUAUACCUCUGCAACUGCUCAGAGGAAUCUUAAAAACUACACUCAGCCAUACAUUGAUUUGGCUAAUUGCUAUGUGACGGGGAAAUUUUCUGAAUUAGAGACCUCCAUCCAGACAAAUAUUGAGAAAUUUCAAGCUGACAACAACCUUGGGUUGGUGAAGCAAGUUCUAUCUUCUCUAUACAAGCGUAAUAUCCAGAGACUGACUCAAACUUACUUGACCCUGUCACUCCAAGAUAUAGCUGGUGCUGUGCAACUCAAGACCCCAAGGGAAGCUGAGAUGCAUGUACUUCGGAUGAUUCAAGAUGGGGAGAUAUUUGCGACAAUAAACCAGAAGGAUGGAAUGGUCAGUUUUCAUGAGGAUCCAGAGCAAUACAAAACUUGUGAGAUGAUAGAGCAUAUUGAUUCAUCAAUCCAGCGGUUAAUGGGAUUGUCAAAGAAGUUGAGUUCAAUAGAUGAGCAUAUUUCAUGUGAUCCUGCUUAUUUGACAAAGAUCAGUAGGGAACGACAAAGGUUUGACUUUGACGAUUUUGAUUCUGUUCCUCACAAGUUUUUACAAACAUGAGUUGGUACAUAUUUGGAAAAGUUCACAUGGUGGUGAACAUUUUCAUGCAAACCUUUCUCAGGCGAUGUGAUGGCAUUUCACUGAUUUUGUUAUCCUUAAGUCUGAUGGACCUUCUUUUUUUACCCGCUGCUGCACAAAAGAUCUUGAUGUUUUGAUGUAACAGAUUAUGAUCUUCGUUUAUUCAUCUUUUCUGUAUGUCAGAAGCAUCAGAUUAGUUUCACUAAAUUGUUACUUGAAAAAAAAAGAUCAUCAGACUUUCUAGCAAUAGCUUCUUAUUAUGAGGUUCGUGGAUCUGCAGACAUCGGUGGUCUGAGUUUACCAGUGAGGAUCUUAUUUUGGAUGUUUCAUGCCACUCCCAUUCCGAUGGUAGCAAAGGUCGCUGUUGUGUUUCACAGUCUAUAACAAUGAUCAACACAGGUAUAUAAAUUGUUCUCAGAUUUAGACUGGAUCUUCAUUUGUAGUCAUGGACCAUCAUUAUUGUCCAAAGUUCAGGCGAGUUUGGAUCCAA